Messenger RNA from Manduca sexta (tobacco hornworm), 1173 nucleotides. RefSeq names its product serpin B5. The coding region runs from base 1 to 1173 and encodes 390 amino acids. NCBI's taxonomy places the organism in Eukaryota, Metazoa, Arthropoda, Insecta, Lepidoptera, Sphingidae. The transcript is spliced from 2 exons. Gene Ontology annotation, molecular function: serine-type endopeptidase inhibitor activity. The record is from RefSeq and is a predicted model, not a curated record.
AUGAAAGUAUUCGUUUUGUUGUUUGCACUGCUCAGUGCAACAGUACAAGAGGACGUCGAUUCCGUAGUGAUUUGUGGAGUCGGCGACGAUAACAUCGAGGGAUUCCGGGAAGCUCUCUAUGACUUUAAUAUGAAACUGUACAAGAAAUUAGCUGAGCAUACCCACGGGCAUUUUGUCAUCUCUGCGCCUCCCCUGUGGCAAUCGCUGGCAGCAAUCGCGGAAAGCAUGGAUGGGGUCGCGCGACAGGAACUCCUCCAACUCCUCGGCCUACCAGAAGACGAGUGCACGCGACAAACUUACUACCAACUCGCGUCCAGCCGCGAGACAUUCGGCCUCGACGUUACUAUGCAAAGGAAGCAUGUCUUCUUUAUCGAUGAAGGUUUAAACAUGAACACAGAGUGGGUGAACUUAGCUAGUACUCAAUUUAAUUUGCAUACCAUACCAGUGCCGAUAAAACGCGCCCCGAAGGAUGUGGCUUAUUUGAUACGACACAUAAUAUCUUCUCAACUAGCACCACUGAAUUUGCAAGGAAACUCCUUGUUGGCAGACGAAAUAGAUUACAAUGGGCUGUGGUCAGAGGCGUUUCCCGAAGCGGACAUCAUACGGUCACCAUUCUACGACCAUGAAGGCAAUCAGAUCGGGUCGGUUGACUUGAUGAGAAUCAAGAGACGCGUGCGCAUGGUGUUCGUGGAACAAAUUAAUGCCAGAGUUGUGGAGAUACCUGUCGGGGUGGAUGGCCGGUAUCGGAUGCUGUUCGGAAUACCGGUGGAGGGGCAUGAUAUGAGAAAAUCAAUUGAAAAAGUUACAGCAACGGUGAUGUUUGAAAUGGUAGCCGGUUUGAAAGAGAGUGAGGUGCCGAUAGACGUGGCGAUACCGCGGUUUGUCACCACCACCGAGUCUGACGUGCGAGCGGUUCUGGAACAGGUGGGACUGAAGAGUCUGUGGACUGACGCCUCAGCAACAAGGAACAUUUCCCAGCCAGCUGUCAUGCCCAGCGGGUUCGUACAGCGCGCCGAGAUCACUCUAGACAGCCACGGCAUCGACUCCUACAACCCAGAAUUCAUAGAAUUCACCGAAUACUCCACUGGCCUCGAUCCAAAACUUGGACAUGAAAUGAUCGCCAACAGGCCAUUUAUGUACGGUUUAUUUGACGCUGAGACCUACGUGUUGUAA